AAUAUUACUAUUGAUUAUUAAUAACUUUGUUUAUACUUUUCGCGUUCAUAUCUGUUUGGUCCACCACAAUUAUUUGGUGAGCCUCGAUUUUUUUAUAGACAUCUAUUAUAUAUAUCUACAUAUUUGUUAUUAUUAAUUGGCACGAUACACCAUAUUUUUUGUUUUGUUUUUGCCAUCAUGAACUCUCCUGGUAAACUCAUUGACUUAAAUAGUCCACUGAUCAACCCCUUGAACUCUUCACAAUCAGAAGAUAAUGCCUUAACCUCGAUCAACGCAAUUUCAGACUUAAGACUACCAACGUACGGUGUUCAUAAUCCAAGAGUCUGGUUUGCACAAAUUGAAGCUUUGUUCAUGGCUAGAGGCAUAAGAUCUCAGGCAACAAAGUAUGCUUAUGUAGUUGGCGCACUCCCUAUUGAGAUUGCCGCUGAAGUCGGGGAUUUAAUCGACCACAUACCAGAAUCUGAACCUUAUGAUAAAAAAAAGACAGCCGUAAUCCAACGCACCUCGGUUUCAGACGAGAGAAGACUGCAUCAAUUGCUAACGUCUUGCGAAUUGGGGGACCCUCGUAAUUACUCCGACAUAUGAAACAUUUAGCAGGGUCAUAUAAGGUAGACGAUGCAUUACUUAGACAGAUGUGGUUUCAACGUUUAACACAGAACGUCACCCAAAUUCUCAGCGUAUCAGGAACUACUGUCAAUCUCGACGAUCUAGCUGAUAUGGCAGACAUGAUGAUGGAGAUUUAUCCCGACAGUCAGUGUUUGAAUGCACUACAAACCUCUAGUAGAGACGCGAUGAACCCCCC
Schistosoma margrebowiei is the source of this 802-nucleotide messenger RNA. The record is from the annotation of a GenBank genome assembly. Lineage: Eukaryota; Metazoa; Platyhelminthes; Trematoda; Strigeidida; Schistosomatidae.